Messenger RNA from Mucor mucedo, 1110 nucleotides. RefSeq lists its product as uncharacterized. The transcript has a single exon. Lineage: Eukaryota; Fungi; Mucoromycota; Mucoromycetes; Mucorales; Mucoraceae. The record is from RefSeq and is a predicted model, not a curated record. The coding region runs from base 1 to 1110 and encodes 369 amino acids. Gene Ontology annotation, molecular function: oxidoreductase activity; FMN binding.
AUGAGCAACCAAGCCAUUUUCUCUCCCAUCAAAGUCGGCAACACUUUACUCCAGCACCGUGUUGUUCUCGCUCCCUUGACACGUUUCAGAGCUACAGUGGAAGCCGUACCUACCGAUCUUAUGGUGGAACAUUAUAAGCAAAGAGCUACAGAAGGUGGUCUUUUAAUUACAGAAGCUACCUUUAUCGAUCGUCUUGCUGGUGGUUACAAGCAAGCUCCUGGUAUCUAUACACAAGAACAAAUUGAGGCCUGGAAGAAGGUGACCUCCACCGUUCAUGAAAAGAAGGGUUCGAUCUUUCUCCAAUUAUGGCACAUUGGCCGUGCUGGUUCCAAGUAUCUCAACCCUAAUGGAGAGCAAAUUGUGUCUGCUUCUCCCAUUGCCAUCGGAGGUAAGACCCUCUUGGGUACCGACUAUGAAGAACCUCGUUCUCUCGAGAUCGAAGAGAUCCAUGCCAUUGUAGAACAAUACCGCCAAGCGGCACUUAAUGCGAUCGAAGCGGGAUUUGACGGUGUUGAAAUUCACAGUGCUAACGGUUAUCUCCUCGAUCAAUUCAUCAAUACCAGCAGCAACAAGCGUACAGAUAUCUAUGGUGGUUCGAUUGAAAACCGUACCCGUUUCUCUCUCGAGGUAUUGGAUGCUGUGGUAGAAGCCAUUGGUGCCGAACGUGUGGCCAUUCGUUUCUCUCCCGGUGGUGUAUUCCAAGACAUGCAAGAUGAAUCUGUGGUUGACACGUGGAGUUAUUUAACAACCGAGAUUCAAAAGAAGCAUGCGGACUUGGCUUAUCUUCAUUUCAUUGAGGCGCGUGCCAAUAUUCAUAGCGAUACCGCUGUUUGUGUUGUAGAUACCUUGGCCCCUUAUCGUCAAAUCUGGAAGGGUCCCUUUAUUACCGCCAGUGGUUUCUCCAACGCUCCUCAAUUAGCCAUCGAUAUUGCUGAAAAGACUGGUGAUUUAAUUGCCUUUGGUCGUGCUUUUAUUGCUAACCCUGAUCUUGUUCAACGUCUUCAAAAUGGUUGGGAAUUGAACAAGUACGAUAGAAGUACUUUCUAUAACCAUGAUGCUGUUGGUUAUACAGAUUAUCCUUUCUACUCAUCUGCAGAAGAGAAGAACUAA